GCCUUGCCCUUCCGGAGUCCCCCAGGGAUGUUAUAUCACCAACAUUGUUUAAUGUUCAUGUGGAUGACCUCGAAGACUGCAUUCUCAAUUAUCUGGACAUCAAUACGCACAAAUACGCAGAUGACUGCACUCAAGAUGAAGUGAUUCCAUACGGUUCUACUAGCAACAUGCAAGAGGUGCUCGAUGCAAUAAACGACUGGGCACAUAGAAACAAGAUGAAACUUAACGCGAAAAAGACGAAAGACAUGUGGAUCUGCUUUAAAGCUGCAAUUCCGGAACCACCACAUCUUAAAAUUGGCGAUGAUACAAUUGAAAGAGUAAAGUCAUUCAAGUUGCUAGGUCUUUGGAUUGACAAUACCCUUAAAUGGAACACCCACAUUGACGAAAUUGCAAGGAGGGCAAACAAACGCUUAUUCUACCUACGGGAGUGUCGUCGAGCAGAUCUACCAACUAAUGUGGGUUUGACGUGCUAUGAAUCCAAAUUAAGACCGGUUUUGGAAUAUGCGGCCCCAAUUUGGGGUGGCCUGCCACAAUACCUUACUGACGAACUGGAGAGUAUCCAGACUAGAAGCCUGAAAAUUAUGGGUCUACCUUCUGAUUCUCUUCAAUCUCUAGAACAACGUCGGGAUAAACUUUCCAUUCGCGAGUACGAGAAAAUCAUUAAUGACGAAACACACCCAUGCAGGAAGUACAUACCAGACAUGGUGACGAACAAGUAUGAAAAUAUGAAACUCAAAAAGUUCCAAAAAUCUUUAAAAUUUUAA
Paramuricea clavata is the source of this 764-nucleotide messenger RNA. The record is from the annotation of a GenBank genome assembly. Lineage: Eukaryota; Metazoa; Cnidaria; Anthozoa; Malacalcyonacea; Plexauridae.